Exserohilum turcica Et28A is the source of this 2115-nucleotide messenger RNA. RefSeq lists its product as uncharacterized. Gene Ontology annotation, molecular function: DNA-binding transcription factor activity, RNA polymerase II-specific; zinc ion binding; RNA polymerase II cis-regulatory region sequence-specific DNA binding. The coding region runs from base 1 to 2115 and encodes 704 amino acids. The record is from RefSeq and is a predicted model, not a curated record. Gene Ontology annotation, cellular component: nucleus. Gene Ontology annotation, biological process: DNA-templated transcription; positive regulation of transcription from RNA polymerase II promoter by galactose. Lineage: Eukaryota; Fungi; Ascomycota; Dothideomycetes; Pleosporales; Pleosporaceae. The transcript has 6 exons.
AUGGAUAUACUGCUUGGGAGGUGUCGUCAUACAAAGGAUUCCGAGCAUGCCCCGGACACGGCCGCGUCAAACAACAAACGCUGGCGCAUUGCUCUGGCAUGCAACGCAUGCCGUCUGCGCAAGUCGAGAUGCGACGGACAGCGGCCCUCGUGCUCGUCCUGCCUGGGGCUUGACGUAGUCUGCCAGUUCGAGCCCACCGAGGGCGCUGCCAAUGUCCUGCAACGACUCGCUGCCAAUGAGCGUGUCGUGCAGUGCCUGGGCCAGACGCUCAGGCGCCAUCUGUCCGACUGCGCGCAGACAAGUCAUACCCAAGAGCCAGUCCAUCGUGAAAAUGACAUGGAAGAGCCGCGCAACGAAGAUGCAUCGCCCAAUGGCAUGGCCAUGACCUUCAUCGAGGAGCGCACCUCGGCCUUCUUUGGCGAAUCGUCCAACAUGAACUUGGCUCGCCUCCUCUUCCGCGCAGCCACAGCUGUCAGCCCACGUGCCUACGCCUUGCAAAACACAACAAGCAGAGACCAUACGCUCGCAGAGAUUCAUGUCGCCAGCCUUCCUGUUAGGGAGCCAUCUCCUCCCUCAGACGAGCUGGACAGCUGCAUCACCACUCUGCCAACCAUCCAAGUCAUGGAUGGCCUGCUUGAUGUAUACUUCAACACAUGCGGCGUCGUGUUCCCCUUCAUACACGAAGCAUCUAUGAGAGAAACAUAUGCCGAGUGUAAAUCGACUGGUUUUCGGCGCGCCCGCCGGACAUGGCUUGGCACGCUCAAUAUGAUGUUUGCAAUAGCAACCAAGUUCGACCAGGAAAAUGGCCAUGGCGCAUCGGCAUUCACGCGCCACAAUACAUCUGACUUGUUUUAUCAAAGAGCAGUCGGCCUUUGCGGUGCGCUCUCGACACGUGUCAUCAGCCUUGAAGUUGUUCAGUACCUCAUCUUGGUCGUCAUCUUCUGCAAUGGCACUCAGAGAUCGUCUCAGGCUUGGAAUACCCAUGGUCUUCUCGUGCGCUCAGCCAUCGCACUUGGACUGCAUAGUAAGAGGUGCAGGGAAAUCCUGGAACCGCUUACUGCAGAACUACGUCGUCGCACAUGGCUAGUCAUAUAUAGUCUGGACAAGCUGCUGAGUAUAGUAUUUGGUCGACCUGCGGCAGUCCCAGAUGACCUCAUGGCCACGCAGAAGCCGAACAUCCCCUUGUCGCCAACAUCACCAGAUGCUACAAAUGGUGACGGGGACCUGUCUGGCGACUUUUUAGCCGUAUCAUUCUGCCUGUAUCAAAUCAUGAGCAAGUCUCUUGCUAAACAGUACGGUGCUAACAUGGAAAACAACGACCUUGAGCCUGAUGAACUGGCCUCUUUGCAGGCUUCUGGUGAAUUUCGCAAGAUGCUCCGAUCUUGGACUGCCCAACUCCCGCCUUACCUGCAAAUCUGUGAGCCGGGCUCCCGAGUUCUCUUUGAGAAUGCACAGAUCAACCGAUUACGGGUCAUUUUGACUCUUAGAUACCACAAUGUCAGCAUACUCGUCCACGGGCACCUAUUUAGCACUGCGAUACGUAAUUUGUUUCGUCUUGACACGACAUCGGACCAGAUAUUGCCAUAUUUGAUGCAGCCUGUCAUGGCAGAAGCGCAAGAAUGCUUGCGAUUCGCAGAAAGCACAGUCGAUAUCGUGCAUUCCAUCCUGACCAUGGACCCAACGAGCAAAAACAAUCUUGGAGUGGGAUCUUUCACGUUGUGUUAUGUUUUUACGGCAGCCUUGGUGAUAAGUGGCCGUUUGCUGUGGGCUAAGCACGGGCAAACGCCAGCAGACGAACCUGCCCUGGCUUCAUCCCAAGCGUACCUCGAAAAAGCAGAGCAAGUCUUCUCAGUAUUGAAGAUCUAUGAUCCCCUCAGCCUGAGUUGUUCACGAUACAUCCGAAAUCUUUCCAACAUGUACUCACAAGUGCAUGAGCCUUCUGAAAUUUUGUCUUCAAACACACUUGCGCCGACAGAUUCCAUGCUGGACUCUAUGCAACUUGACGCCGAAGGUUUCGAGGCCUUCGCAAUCUUGACCUCAGAAAUCUUCGAUCCGGCGCUAUUCACCAAUUCUAGCCCCAAUCUUAAUGCACCACUUCCAGGAGACGGAACAUGA